GGGCAUCAAGUGGAAAAAGUAAAGAGUAAGUGUGCGGAGCACGUGCUGGAAAAUGGAAAUCGUUCGACUCCAUCCCCAUCCGAAAACGAAAACGGUUGUUGAAAAUCGGAAACGAAUCCCCCAACGCUAGCAACCAAAUUAACCACUCUAAUUUAAUUUCUAUAUAAACUAAAAAAAACUCGAUCAUCUUCAUAGAAAAAAAAGAAAACAUAAUCGAAACCAAAGAGAUGGAGAAAAGCGAAGAAGAAGCGGCGAGGAUCAAGGGAUCAUGGAGCCCGGAAGAGGAUGCAGCCUUGACGAGGCUCGUCGAGCGCCAUGGCGCUCGGAACUGGACCACGAUCAGCGCCGGCGUGCCGGGGAGAUCUGGGAAAUCUUGUAGGUUACGGUGGUGUAACCAGCUGAGCCCGUCUGUGCAUCACCGACCUUUUACGCCGGCGGAGGAUGCUGCUAUUCUCGCCGCCCAUGCGAAGCAUGGGAACCGAUGGGCCACCAUCGCACGCCUCCUUCCUGGCCGCACCGACAACGCGAUCAAGAACCAUUGGAACUCCACUCUCCGCCGCCGUGGGCUUUCUCAGUCCCAGAUCGCUCCUUCUACUUCGAAUUCCCUCCCUUCGCCUCCGCGCUCUUCGGUGCCGGAGACUCCGGAGAAUUCAGAGUCCGCUUCGAAGAGACAGUGCCGGAGAGAGGAUGAGGUGGAUGAGACUGGGCUUUGUCUUUCGCUGAGCCCGCCGGGUGGUGCGGACGUCGCCGGCUCCGGCGUUGAUGCCGCCGGUGGCGGCGAGAAGAGAUGGCAAACGGAGAUCAAGGAUGUGGAUUUCGUUAAGAUUAUGAGAGAGAUGAUCGCGGACGAGGUAAGGAUUUAUAUCAAUAGAUUUAGAUCGGAAAAUGGUGACCGUUCAUCACUAUUUGAUACCGACCUUAAGAGGACAGCAAACGGUCAGGAUUAGAUUAGAUUUAGAUUUUUUUUUUCUUGUUAAUUUUAUUAUUAUUAUUUUUCAUUAUUUAAAUAAUGUAGAGGCGUUUAUUUGUAACAGAGAGAUAGAGAUAGAGAAUCACAUUUCA
Dioscorea cayenensis subsp. rotundata (Guinea yam) is the source of this 1062-nucleotide messenger RNA. RefSeq names its product transcription factor MYB77-like. The record is from RefSeq and is a predicted model, not a curated record. Gene Ontology annotation, biological process: regulation of DNA-templated transcription. The coding region runs from base 228 to 947 and encodes 239 amino acids. Gene Ontology annotation, cellular component: nucleus. NCBI's taxonomy places the organism in Eukaryota, Viridiplantae, Streptophyta, Magnoliopsida, Dioscoreales, Dioscoreaceae. Gene Ontology annotation, molecular function: RNA polymerase II cis-regulatory region sequence-specific DNA binding; DNA-binding transcription factor activity, RNA polymerase II-specific. The transcript has a single exon.